This is a messenger RNA of Varanus komodoensis (Komodo dragon), 7525 nucleotides long. It is a transcript of the gene EPB41L3, whose product is annotated as erythrocyte membrane protein band 4.1 like 3. NCBI's taxonomy places the organism in Eukaryota, Metazoa, Chordata, Lepidosauria, Squamata, Varanidae. The transcript is spliced from 25 exons. Gene Ontology annotation, molecular function: actin binding; structural molecule activity. The coding region runs from base 506 to 3826 and encodes 1106 amino acids. The record is from RefSeq and is a predicted model, not a curated record. Gene Ontology annotation, cellular component: cytoskeleton; plasma membrane. Gene Ontology annotation, biological process: cortical actin cytoskeleton organization.
CGCCGCGCCUCAGGGCUGCCCAGCGCGCCGAAGAGCUCCGCAGAGCGCCUGCCUCGCGGCCGGGGCCGCUGUAGCGCGGCUGCCCGCUACUUUUCCGCGAGCAAGUGAGCGGGACGCAGGACUGGCCGCGGGCGCUCGCCGCAGGUCCCUCGCAGAACCUGGGUCAGACUCUGAAUCUAAGGAUCAGGAUCAAGAACAGAAAGAAACUUCUGGGCAGCAAGGAACAGGUGGGACAGGAGGAGCCCAAGAGCAGCAGCAGCAGCAGCAGCAGCAGCAGCAGCAGCUGAGUGAAGAACACCAGAAUGCAUUAGAACAGUUUUCUGCUGUUGCCGCCCACAGCACCCCUGUGAAAAAGGAACAGGCUACUGAAAAAGAACUCGAAUUUGCUGCUGCAGCAGCAAAACAACUGGAGUACCAGCAGUUUGAAGACGACAAGCUUUCUCAGAAAUCAAAUUCAAGCAAACUCUCCAGAUCUCCUCUAAGGAUUGUCAAAAAACCAAAAAAUAUGCAGUGCAAAGUAAUUCUUCUGGAUGGUUCAGAAUAUGGCUGUGAAGUGGAGAAACGCUCAAAGGGCCAAGUACUAUUUGACAAAGUAUGUGAACACCUGAACCUCUUGGAGAAAGACUACUUUGGGCUAACAUACAGAGACAUGGAAAACCAAAAGAAUUGGUUGGAUCCAGCCAAGGAAAUAAAAAAGCAGAUCCGAAGUGGUGCUUGGCAUUUCUCAUUUAAUGUGAAAUUCUACCCUCCUGAUCCUGCCCAACUGUCUGAAGAUAUCACCAGGUACUAUCUCUGUUUACAACUGAGAGACGACAUUGUCUCUGGACGAUUGCCAUGCUCUUUUGUUACCCUUGCACUUUUGGGCUCCUAUACAGUCCAGUCGGAGCUUGGAGAUUAUGAUCCUGAUGAAUAUGGAAGUGAUUAUGUCAGCGAAUUUCGCUUUGCCCCAAAUCAUACUAAAGAAUUGGAAGAUAAAGUAAUAGAGCUUCAUAAGAGUCACAGGGGAAUGACACCUGCAGAAGCUGAGAUGCAUUUUUUGGAGAAUGCCAAAAAAUUAUCCAUGUAUGGAGUAGAUCUACAUCAUGCCAAGGAUUCUGAAGGAGUUGAAAUCAUGUUAGGGGUUUGUGCAAGUGGUCUCUUGAUAUAUCGAGACAGACUCAGAAUAAACAGGUUUGCUUGGCCUAAAGUUCUAAAAAUUUCAUACAAAAGGAAUAACUUCUACAUCAAAAUCCGACCAGGGGAAUUUGAACAAUUUGAAAGCACAAUUGGGUUUAAAUUACCAAAUCAUCGUGCUGCAAAGCGUUUAUGGAAAGUAUGUGUUGAACAUCAUACAUUUUUCAGGCUUUUGCUGCCAGAGGCUCCUCCUAAAAAAUUCCUUACAUUGGGGUCCAAGUUUCGCUACAGUGGAAGAACUCAAGCGCAGACGAGGCGAGCGAGUGCACUGAUUGACCGCCCUGCUCCCUACUUUGAACGGUCAUCGAGCAAACGCUACACGAUGUCUCGGAGCCUGGAUGGGGCAUCAGUGAAUGAAAACCAUGAAAUGUACAUGAAGGAUUCUAUGUCUGCUGCAGAGGUUGGUACUGGCCAGUAUGCCACGACAAAGGGCAUCUCUCAAACCAACUUGAUAACUACUGUGACUCCAGAGAAAAAAGCAGAAGAAGAGAAGGAUGAAGAACAGAUUAAAAAAAAGAAAGCAGAGGAAGUCACUCCAGUCUCAGCAGUACGGCAUGAUACAAAGACCGACAGUGAAAGGACAGAUACUGCAGCUGAUGGUGAAACCACUGCUACAGAGUCGGAUCAGGAAGAAGAAGGAGAUCUCAAGGCACAGAAUAGUCUGAUUAAACGCAUACAGGGUGAAAAUGUGUAUGUCAAACAUAGUAAUCUUAUGUUAGAGGAACUGGAUAAAAACCAAGAAGACCUGAUGAAACACCAGACCAAUAUAAGUGAGCUGAAACGGACAUUCUUGGAAACCUCCACAGAUACCUCAGGGACCAAUGAAUGGGAAAAGAGACUUUCAACCUCACCUGUACGGCUUUCUGCAAGACAGGAAGAAGCUCCUAUGAUCGAACCACUUGUGCCUGAAGAGACCAAAGAAGAAAGAGAGAUAUCUGAAAAACGUAUAUUUUUACAGAAGGACAGCACUACAUACCUUGAUUCUCAGGGCUCUGAGGAUUGGGUAAUUGUAGACAAGGUACCCAUUGAGGUAGUUGAUGGUGAAUCGAAAACCAUUGUGACAUACAAAGUAAUGACUGUGAGCAGUAAAACUGGUGACAUUCCAACUCAGCUUUUAAAACCCAGUACCCGUGAAAUGCAGACCUUUGAGGACUUGGAAGGUGAAUUGCAGUUGAAAGACGACCAUAAGCAGAAAAUGUAUACCUUAGGAAAAUCCUAUGAUACUGUCUCUGGGAAAAUUGUAACCAUGACCACUAAAGUAAAAGAGGGAGAAAAAGGUGUUCCGUCAUCACUUCAAGCAUUCCAAAAAAUGGAAAGGGCUGUGCCAGAAUCUGUGAAAAUCAUCCCAGUAGUAACAGAGUAUGAAAUUCUAGAACCAGUUACUGAUGAAAAGUCCAGAAGGUUAUCUGAUGCAAAAAGAAGGGUAUCGGAAUCACUGACACCCAUUAAAGAGGCAGACUCCCGGCUGCAGAGUCCUGAAGAGGAAAGUGCAAAGAAGACACUAAAGACGGAGCAGGAUUUGCAGUUGCAUGAUACACCGGGGAGCAUGCAGACUGCCAGAGACGGGAAACUUCUUGAUGAAGAAAAGCUAAAAGAAGAGGCAUUUGGUCGGAAAGAUAAGACUAUAUCUGAGUGGAAAUAUUCCAGAGAACCGCCCUUUACCAUUGCUACUGCUCACUAUGUUACCGAAUCAUCAGCAUCAAGAGUAGUGAAAAAACAACUCUCCGGUGAAAAAACCUUGGAUGGUUCUGAUAUCUUCACUUUAAUAGAGUCUGCAAGAAAACCAACUGAGUUCAUAGGAGGGGUUACAUCUACUUCACAUAGCUGGGCGCAGAGAACAGACGCCAAGUCUGAUCAGGAGAUCCGGUCCAGUGAAAAGAAGCCAGAAAAGGAGGACUUGCAACAGGAGACCAUAAGGAAGGUUGUGCAGGAAACUGUAGUGGUCGAAGAGAAGCGUGUGAUGGGCGUGCAUGCACAUGGGGACGCUGCUCACUUGGCUGGCGUUCAGCUGGAUGCUACAGCACAGGCCAUCUCUCAUGUGGCUUCUGGCAUCACAGGGAAGGAGGGCUCUGCGGUAACUGAGGGGGCUAAAGAGGAAAAAAGACAGGAGGCUGAAAAAGCUGUAAGCAAGCAGGAAGAAACUGCUACUGUUUCGCAUGAUCAGGAGGAGGAGCAGAAAGCAACAGCCUAUGUUUCGGAUACACAGGAAAGAAAGCCUCUUUUUGAGCAGUCACCAAUUGUGAAGACUGAAACAAUCAGUUUUGGCAGUGUUUCUUCAGGUGGUGAGAAGCUGGAAAUUUCUAUGAAGGAAGUUCCCAUUGUUCAUACUGAGACUAAAACUAUUACAUAUGAAUCAUCUGAGGGAGAUCCUGGUGCCGACUCUGAGCCAGGAGUUCUGAUGAGCGCACAAACCAUCACAUCUGAAACUACCAGUACUACAACUACUACACAUAUCACCAAGACUGUAAAAGGAGGCAUAUCAGAGACAAGAAUCGAAAAGCGAAUAGUCAUUACAGGGGAUGCCGAUAUUGACCAUGAUCAGGCGCUGGCUCAGGCAAUUAAAGAGGCCAAAGAGCAGCACCCUGACAUGUCAGUGACCAAAGUAGUGGUACAUAAAGAGACAGAAAUCACACCAGAAGAUGGGGAGGAUUGACCACAGGAAUAAUGUAGCUUUCUUACGAAUUCAGUCAUAUACACCAUUGGGAAUAUCAGAACCUACAUGGAGUCUUGGUUCUAACCCAAAAGGCUUGCAUCUCUCCAGAGAAUUUUUCAGUGUGGAAGAAUCUAUCUUGAUUGCUACUAAGGACACUGGCAGAAAUAUCGUUCCAUUUACAGCAAUCUGAAUCAGCAUUAGUAACCCAAUAUUUGCAUGAAGCAAUGAACAAAUUACAAAAAGCAGCAUUUUAAUUUUCCUAAACUAAGUUUCCAUCUAUACCUGCACGUUCAUCAAUAAUAUAAAACAGUGAUCUCAUGCUACACAUAAAACAGUUCAUGCCUUCACAGUUAUUGAAAGGCUCAACCACAAUUUCUUAGUUGGCAAAACAUUUGUUUAGGGUAAGUGAAGAUUACCCUAAAAUGCUAUAAGCUGUAUAGUGUAUAAUGUUUUAUCACAUUAGAUGUGCCAAUAACACACUUUACUCAGUAAACAACUUGAAUCAUGAUUGUUUUCAUCUGGUUUUAUUAUUCUUGUCAAAUAAACAAUGGUGAAUCUCUAAUCUUAUUUAAAUGCUUACAAAAUGUGCUUUGUUUACCUGAUUUGAGAUCUUUGAUAGUAAUGAUUUUAGCAUUGUUCAAAGUAUCCUGCAGUCACCCUUCACAAGUCCUAAUCCAAUCAAUUAUGCUUUUAUUAUUUUAAAUAAAUUGUGUAUUUUCCUUAACAUUUCAGAAAUAAUAGUCCGAAAUUGUGAUAUUUUAAAAUUGAUUUCCCUUUUGUUCUCAGAGAAAAUGUUUCUUUUCACAAGUCUGGUCAGCAUUUCCUAUCUAGGUCAGAGCCUUAAAUGUACAAAACACCUACUAAACAUUCUUUGGUAUUGGUUAUCACAUCCAUUUUAAGAGAAAUUGUCAUCAUCACACUGUCAGUCGCAUCACAACACAUGGUGAAUGUAUGUUUCUGCAUAGUGAAAUAAAAGUGGUAAAUGCACCAAAAUUUGUAUUGGUCUAUGUCUAAGAAACCUUGUUUUCUAUACUGUAAAAUAUCAAAGUCACUUGAAUGUUCCUGAGAGAGAUGUUUUUCCAAUUAAACACAAUAAGGUACAAGCAGAAGAGCAGAGAGAGCUAAGACAUUUUGUGUAAAGAAAUUGUUCCCAGUUGUGUACAUACAUGUCCUCUAACUGUGUCUGUAUUAUAUAGCUGUUUCAUGUGUUUCUCAUAAAAUAAAAAAUAUGAUCAACUAUUUUUAGUAUUAGCCUGAAGAAAAAUUACUUUUGUAUUCUCCAUUCUAAAUCAUGAGAGAACUAAUAAUCUGGAUAUAAACCAGCCAAAGUUAAGCAUUUCUAAGUUCCAGUCCAAUUGAAUAGUUAAAGCAUCUGUUUUGUGCUCUCUUGCUCAAAUUAAUGAGAUUUAAAAGUACUUAAUUUAGGCUGGGUUAGAUAUUUUGAUUUAGCUGCUCAUUCAGUUUACUCAUGAUAUUUGUUGAAGAAAAAAUGUAACAAGUGCAUUUUGUAGUCUUUUGAAAUAAAAUAUCAUCUGUAAAGCUGUUUUUGCUGAUAAAGCCCAAGUGCACAUGCAAUUUCUAAUUGACUUGAGUGGCAGGAGCUUCUGUGAAGCAAGACUGGAUAUUUAAGAUAGACAGAAAGGAAUAAAUAUUUUUAAAGAGUAUAUAUCGAGAUAAAUAAUCUAUAGAGAAAAUAAGUAAAAAAAUAAGAGCCCUGGUCCAGCAGUUACCUUGUUGCAGGCCUAAUUCAUAUCCUGCCAAGUGAUUAUCUAUAAAAAUACACAACUUGGAUCCAGCUGGAAUGCAUAGAGGCAACUAGUAUGAACCAGCACCUCUGUCCACAGCCUAUAUAUGUAGCAAUCAUAAUUUGCAGGAUCCCAGUGACUUGUGAAAGGGCUACAUUUUAUCAGAAUCAUGGCUGCUGAAGGUAGAAUUGUUGGUUCAUAAAAUUAGCACUUCUGCAUAAUCACAGCUGGGUCAGAAAACCAUCAGUGACCCCUGUGGACUUCCACAGCCCAAGCUGGGGUUGUCAACCAUCUCAGGCCAAAUAUGUCAGAGACAGUUCUGCAUGUGCAUCUCCCUUAAUUGUUGGAGCUCUGGAAGUUUUGGAUUGUACUGAAGGUAGUCUCUUGACUUUUCAACACUCUUCUUGGGAGAGUCCCAUCCUGGGACCAGGCAUAUUUUGAUAAGUGGCUCCCAUGGACAGCAUCCAGUAUUGUUCCCCUGCUAGUUGGGUUUAUCACUAGCACAGUGGGAACUUAGUGAUUCCCAAACCAAACUGAGCAGAAAUGCUGGUUACUGGAAGGGCAUGGAUCAGUAGAGCUGAUAGGAGGGCGUUUCAUUGACCAGUCCUGUUUUGUGAAUGAGUAUUUCUGGGGUUACUUUUAAAACCUCUCAUUCCCUAUUCCUCAAGUGCUAAGUCCACAGUGGAACCAGCUCUCUGUAUAAGGAUGUAAUUCUAAGCACACUGAGAGUGAACACAGGACUUACUUCUGAUUAAACUUACAGAAGUCAGCAUUGUUGGUUCCCCUUAUUCUAAUUAUUUGUGUACACUGGUGCACCCCUACAUAAUGCAGGCAUCAGUAUGUAGUAUUUCUCUUCCUGACUCACAUGAAUUCUUUUGCUGCUAUAUGUACGUAGGAAGCAGCUCUCAUUGAAUUGCUUUAAAUUUCUUUCUUGUAGAAGGCUUUCUAUUAACACAGUGUGCGUGUUCCAUCUAGCACAACCAUCAUCUUCUGUUCUUAAGAAUACAGGAAGAUUCAUUACUGCUGUCAAGUUUUAGACUUUCCAUUUUUCACCCUCCUCAAUUUGUGCUGUUUUGAAAUAGAGUAUUGAAAUAUAAUCACCCCUUCUAUCUCCGUGAAUGCCAAAAUCAGCUUCAAAUGGAAUUGGCAUGUUUCUCAAAAGACUCCACUCCAGGUUCUUGUUAAGGCAUCAAGCAUUUAAGUCAUAUUCCUAUUUCAUAUAGGCCAUAUACACUUUCUCGGCUGAAAAACUAAAGUAUUUGUUUAUCAGUUCAACUGAUACUCAACUGUGAAAAGUCUGUCUUCUUCUGAACAAAUACUUUAUUCCCAUGUAGGAAAACUAGGUAAUUUUGAUCACAAGGCUAAGUGUUGAAAUUGCUAUUAAAAUGUGGGAAAUGUUGUUUUGCAGUGGCUAGAAAAAUGGAUUCUCAAAACUAGUUCAAGUGAUAGUGAAAAGCAUCUCAAAUAUCAGCUUAUUUCAGACAAUCAUACAAGGUUACAGCUAUAGUAGCCCCUUCACAAGUCAGGCAUAGAUAUUAUGAAGCAUGGCAUCAGAAUCCACUAAGGCUACAGGACUGACAUACAAAAGGGGAAUUGGCCCCAUUGAACACAGCGGGACUUACUUCUGAGUGGACAUGCAUAGGAUUGUGCUGCACAUUUUACGGAACAGCUAAAAUCCUCUGUCCAAGGUUAUUUCUAUGUUGCCCACAUUUUAGCAUGGCAUAUCAAAAGCUAAUACAUUGUUUCAUAAGAUGUGUCUAUUUAGAAUGGGUGCUCACAAUUAAAAUAAGAAUGAAGUGCACAAAUUAUGGCUUGAUGUUAGUGAACUUUGUUUGAGGAUCUCUCCUGGGAAAUAAAUGUUGCUCUUUCAUUGUUUGGGGGGUUGACUGCUUAAUUCUGUGCCAGAUGAAAUAAAUGCUCUUGCCUGUUUUUAGCAACUGCUUUUUGUCUCAGA